AUGUCAAUCAGUUCAUUUGAAAGUUGUUCUAAACUUAACAAUAUCAUAUUUGAGACAAGUUCAGUGACAAUAUUAAGAUCUCGAUCAUUCUAUUCAUGUCAAUCACUAUCGUCAAUCAAACUCCCAUCUACAAUAGUUUCUAUCGAAUCAGAAUGUUUUGCAUAUUGUAAUCAACUUUCUAUAGUUUCAUUCCCACAAACUUUACAAACAAUAUCAAAUAAUGCAUUCAUUAAUUGUAACAUUGUGAGUGCCGAUCUUUCUAAGUGUACUAAAAUAAACAUAUUGAAUGAUUAUGUUUUCCACUCAAACAUUGAUUUGUCAGACUUCAAGUUCCCACCAAACAUCAACACUAUCGGUGUUCAUUCACUUUCUAAGACAUCUAUUUCAAGAAUCAAUCUGCCAUCACGAGUUCAAACUAUCAAUAACUAUGCAUUCGAAGAAUGCAGCAACUUAGACACGAUCAUCAUUCCAGAAGACUCAAAUCUUGAAUUCCUUGGUAUUGGUGUUUUCCGUUAUUGCUUUUCGAUUUCGACAAUCAAUUGCACAUGUCCUCGAUAUUCUAUCUUCGGUGGUGCACUUUUCAACUCUGAUAAGACGAGUCUUAUUCUAUUCCCACCUGCAUCGAGAUACUCUUUCUUUUCUCUCCCUGACACAACUACGACAAUCAGUCAAUCUGCAUUCCAAAGUUGUCGAAAUCUUGUUUCUGUCUUCAUUCCAAGUUUCAGUGUUCGCACUAUCUCAUCUAAUGCAUUCGAAGGCUGCACAUCUCUCAAGUCUAUCAACAUCCCACUUUGUGUCGAACGUGUUGAACAAGAUGCAUUCCUUGGUUGUUCAUCACUCGAAUGUGGUCUUCAUAUCGAGAAUCGAAACAAAGAUUUCAUUCAUAAACUCGUUAAUGUCUCUGGUCUUCCUUCUAUUUCUAUCAAACAAUGUAUUUCACUCUACUCCUGCAAAGAUAAACUUGACAAAUUCUCAAUCAACAUGAUCUCUCCCUUCAUUGUUAUUUAUAUUUCUUGA
This is a messenger RNA of Trichomonas vaginalis G3, 1017 nucleotides long. RefSeq names its product ribonuclease inhibitor domain-containing protein. The transcript has a single exon. Lineage: Eukaryota; Parabasalia; Trichomonadida; Trichomonadidae. The record is from RefSeq and is a predicted model, not a curated record. Bases 1 to 1017 code for a protein of 338 amino acids.